Messenger RNA from Fusarium pseudograminearum CS3096, 741 nucleotides. RefSeq lists its product as uncharacterized. The coding region runs from base 1 to 741 and encodes 246 amino acids. The transcript has a single exon. Gene Ontology annotation, molecular function: S-adenosylmethionine-dependent methyltransferase activity. Lineage: Eukaryota; Fungi; Ascomycota; Sordariomycetes; Hypocreales; Nectriaceae. The record is from RefSeq and is a predicted model, not a curated record.
AUGACUCAGAAUAUCUACGACAAUGCCGGAUUCUUUACCAAAUAUUCCGCGCUUGACCGAUCCAUUGAGGGUCUUGAUGGCGCACCAGAAUGGCCGCGGUUGAGAUCUUUGAUCCCAAACCUCAAAGGCCUUGACGUUCUUGACCUUGGCUGUGGCUUCAGAUGGUUUGCUCGCUGGGCAAGAAACACUGGAGCCAAUUCGGUUCGAGCGAUCGAGAUUUCCACCAAUAUGCUAAGUCGCGCAAGAGCCAUGACCAACGACACAAAGAUUACCUAUGAACAAGCCGACCUCAACAACGUCAGACUCUCGGAAUAUGGCACUGAAAUCUACGAUGUGGUGUUUAGCUCACUGACGCUUCACUACCUUGACAAUUUACCCGGGCUCAUUCGACAAGUGCAGACUGCUAUCAAACCAGGAGGGACAUUUGUCUUUUCGAUCGAGCACCCCAUUUACACAGCGCCUACCAACCCUGAGUUCAUCACUGAAUCGGUAUCAGGACGAGAAUAUUGGCCACUUGAUAGCUAUCAGAAGGAAGGUCUUCGGGUGACAGAUUGGCUAGCGGAAGGAGUUCAGAAACAGCACAGGACUGUAGCUAGUUAUAUUAACCUGUUUCUCAAGGCAGGGUUCCAGAUAGCGGAAUUUGAUGAAUGGUAUCCCACGCCAGAAGAGAUGGAAAAAUGUGGUUGGCAACGAGUAUUGGAAAGACCGGUUUAUCUUUUGAUUUUGGCUGUGAAGAACUGA